This is a messenger RNA of Paraphaeosphaeria sporulosa, 510 nucleotides long. RefSeq lists its product as uncharacterized. Bases 1 to 510 code for a protein of 169 amino acids. Gene Ontology annotation, cellular component: mitochondrion. The record is from RefSeq and is a predicted model, not a curated record. Lineage: Eukaryota; Fungi; Ascomycota; Dothideomycetes; Pleosporales; Didymosphaeriaceae. The transcript has a single exon.
AUGACCCGGUCGACUGCACCACCGGUCAAUGCACCUCCGCGGCCGCCGCCAGAACCUGCAUACGAGAGCACGCCCAUCACGUCCGAACGAUCCCUACGACAGCUGUCCAUAUUCGCCUUUGGCGCUGCCAGUUUUCUCGCUGCCACGGCCAUCACUCGCCGCGCCGUAUACAAACGCCACCUCCGUGUCAAGCCUACCUUCUAUGCCCCGAACACCAACCCGCACGAGCACUUCAGCCCGCUGCAUGACGCAGCGCAAGCUCUCAACCUGGCGACCAUGCACUGUGUCAGCUUAGCUACGAUGGGGCUGGGCGGCACGAUGUGGGCAUUCGACAUAGCAAACCUCCAGGAAGCACGGCAACGACUCAGGGGUCGCCUGAACUAUGACACGAUAUACCAGCCAGGCGAUGCGGUACCUGACUCCAUAAUGGACUUGCUGGUAGCCGCGCAGGAAACGGCCAGUACGGAGGACGAGACCAACAACUCAGACACACCAGAAAAGUCUCGAUAA